Messenger RNA from Drosophila innubila, 959 nucleotides. RefSeq names its product motile sperm domain-containing protein 2. The record is from RefSeq and is a predicted model, not a curated record. The transcript is spliced from 3 exons. Bases 175 to 909 code for a protein of 244 amino acids. NCBI's taxonomy places the organism in Eukaryota, Metazoa, Arthropoda, Insecta, Diptera, Drosophilidae.
GCAAGUCAUUCGGUUAUCCACUGAGAUACCCCCCGGAGAGAGAGAGACUUUUUUUUACAGAUUAUCAGCGAUUAGCGAUAGGGGCCCGGUAGCCAAGCGAUAAAGCAACAAGUUCCCAUAGGUUUUUCUUAUAAAUUCAACAUAUACCCGUUAAAUUGACCAGUCCAGUUCAAGAUGCCAAAAGGAGUACAACCCACAGCCGAGCAGGUUAAUGAGGUAAAGACCCGUUUCCUGCAGAACCUCGCAGCGGAACCACCAGCAGUUCCAUUCCAUCCUAGCGAUUUGGCUAGAAUUAAGGACAGCGAUGUCUGGAUCACACAGCUGCUGGAAGCCUACAAAUUGGAUGUGGAGAAGGCUAUUAUUCGUCUCCGACAGAACUGCGAGUGGCGUCAGAGCUUUGGCACCAAUGAUAUCAACGAGACGAAUGUGAACCAGGAGUAUCUCAACGACGGUGAGAUCUUUGUGCAUAACCAGGAUAAGGAUGGCAUGCCCCUGCUCAUUGUGAACAUGUCCAAGCACAAUAAGAACAAGAAUCAGGAGGAUCUUAUUCGCGUUAUGGUCUACUGGGUGGAGCGUAUUCAACAUGAGACAAAUUAUUCCAAGAAAAUUACGCUUUUCAUGGAUAUGACUGACGCUGGACUUGGCAACCUGGAUCUGGACUAUAUCAAGGCUAUUAUUGGAUUGUUCGAGACAAAAUAUCCCAAUGCACCCAACUACAUUGUGGUUCAUGAUCUUCCCUUCCUGCUAAAUGCGGCAUUUAAAAUUGUGAAAGGUUUUAUGCCCCCGGAGGCUUUGGAGAUUCUGAAGGUGACCACAAAGAAGGACAUCAACGAGUAUGUGGACAAGGACAACUGCCUGAAGGUCUGGGGCGGCAAUGAUGAUUACGUCUAUAAAUUCCAAGCUAAAUAAUUUUAAACUGUAUUUGAGCAUGUAAAUAAUACGAUAUUUAUUUAUCUGAG